Molecule: messenger RNA, 598 nt
Organism: Diachasmimorpha longicaudata
Lineage: Eukaryota; Metazoa; Arthropoda; Insecta; Hymenoptera; Braconidae
Gene: HSPC300
Product: Haematopoietic stem/progenitor cell protein 300
Exons: 3
Coding region: 210-440 (76 amino acids)
Biological process (GO): actin filament organization; cell motility; regulation of actin polymerization or depolymerization
Cellular component (GO): SCAR complex
Molecular function (GO): protein-containing complex binding
Source: RefSeq, a predicted model, not a curated record
AUUUUGACGUUUAAGUCGUUCCCAAAGCGUGCAAUCUCCCCUAUAAUCUCUGCUUCUGUUGUGUAAAUAAAUGUGGAGUCGAUCGGAAUUGUUGUUUACGUGCUACCAUAAACAGAGCUACUCAAAAGUUUGGUGAAUAUCGAGCGAAAUAGUAAGUUAUUGAAGUUGUGGGCCAUUUCUGGAGUUGUUGGGAGCAUUUGAGGGCAGAAAUGGCGGCAGUUCAUAGGGAGGCAAUCCAAAAACAGAUCCAGCAAGACUGGGCUAACCGUGAAUACAUUGAAGUCAUCACGGGAAGCAUCAAGAAAAUAACGGAUUUUCUCAACUCCUUCGACAUGUCGUGCAGAUCUCGUUUAGCUGUUUUGAAUGAGAAGCUGACGACUUUGGAACGGAGGAUUGAGUACCUGGAGGCGUGUGUGACGAAAGGCGAGACUCUAACAUAAGAUGAAAAUAUUAAUGGUAAAUUUAAAUGUAUUUAUGUUAACUACGAAUGAACUUCCCUUUGCUACUACUUCCCACGAUAAAACCAACCUUUUAUAACGAUUUUGAGACGUGAAUAAUCGAUGUAUAUUUCCAAAUAAAAUCAAAUACUACUGAACAA